UUUUUCAUAAUUGAAGCACAGAGAAUAAACUGUGGUGUAACAUCCAUGAACCGAUGCUAUGAGACCCCCUCAAACAAUCCCACGUGCUCUGAUUCCUGAGACCAAAGCAUGCACUGUACCUCUUUCUCGGUUUAUUUGAUUAUUUAUGGGCUUGGGUCAAACCUGCUCCAGGGAGAACCACAGGGGAAAACCUGGCACAGCUCUUGCACACACAGACACUGUGUCACUGCAGGACUUUGGAGCGCUCGGAUUGGAUUUGGGACCAGCUCCUUGCUGCGUAUUUGGAGGGAGAGACAAGUGAGUUUCCUAGGGGAAGAAAAAUCAAUAUAACCUCUGUACUAGAAGAGAUGUGGAUGUGCUUGGUCUGGUUUUAAACCAUAUUAGGAGAUCUAUCUGGAUCAAACGAGGUUUUUGGGCUGGGCUAAUUCCAGGGGUCAAGUCUUUGGCACAAGAUGUUCUGUUGGAUUGUGAGCUGCCUUGUGUUUGGGUGGCUGACUUCUGCCUCAGAUGCACAGAGCCAUCCAGAAAUCCCCUCCGUGAAGAACAGCAUAUCCAUUGCAGAGGUGGUAGAAGGACAGAUUCGGGGGACUUACACAUGCAUCCAGGGCUACCACCUGGAAGGGAAGAAAGUCUUUUUUUCCAAUGCCUCUGAGGAGUGGGAUGCCUCUACCACACAAUGCCGCUUGGGCCACUGCCCUGACCCUGUGUUGGAGAAUGGUGAGUUCAGUUCUUCAGGUCCUGUGAAUGUGAAUGACAUAAUCGCAUUCAAGUGCAAUGACCAUUAUAUCCUGAAGGGCAGCAGUUGGAGCCAGUGCCUAGAGGAUCACAGCUGGGCGUCUCCCUUUCCCAUCUGCAAAAGCAGAGACUGUGACCCCCCUGAGAAGCCAGCUCAUGGCUACUUCCAAGGAGCAAACUUCACCUCAGGGUCCAUGGUUACUUAUCACUGUGAGAGCAGGUACCGCCUGGUGGGCACCCCAAAGCAGCAGUGCGUGGAUGGGGAAUGGAGUGGUGCUCCUCCGGUCUGCGAGCUGAUCCCACGCUCGGGGUUUGAGGAGGCACUGCUUGCCUUUCAGGAGAAUACGGACCUGUGCAGUGCCAUAGAGAACUUUGUGAGACGAGUAAAGGAAAAUGGCUUAACCAUGGAGGAACUAAAAUACUCUCUGGAGAUUGAGAAAGCAGAGUUGAUGCAAAAACUGUUGACCUGACAUCAGAGCUGAGCAGAAUGGCGAUAGAAAUGCUUUAAUGAAUAAAUUUUCCUCAUGAUUCUAAAA
Molecule: messenger RNA, 1271 nt
Organism: Cavia porcellus (domestic guinea pig)
Lineage: Eukaryota; Metazoa; Chordata; Mammalia; Rodentia; Caviidae
Gene: C4bpb
Product: complement component 4 binding protein beta
Exons: 7
Coding region: 453-1205 (250 amino acids)
Source: RefSeq, a predicted model, not a curated record